UCCCUGGGACCUCGGUUGGCCGGUCGGUACAAGCGACUGUUGCUCAAGUGUGACCCGGUGGAGCUCUUUCAGGAAAUCGAGCGAGAGUACAAUGCUGGCAGUGCCGCUAAAAACGACAUCCUGAUCAAGGCAGCCAUGUUUGCUCGCAAAUUGGUUAUGGGGGAGCGCGUUGAUACGUUCAUCGAUGAGAUCAUGAAGCCACAGGAUGAUUCGGUGGCAGCUAGGAUGAAGCGGGAAGUGUUAGAAGUCGGAAAGGUUCGUGGACGACUCUUGGCCCGCGAGCAAGAAGAGACUAUGCGU
Phytophthora sojae is the source of this 300-nucleotide messenger RNA. RefSeq lists its product as hypothetical. The record is from RefSeq and is a predicted model, not a curated record. NCBI's taxonomy places the organism in Eukaryota, Oomycota, Peronosporomycetes, Peronosporales, Peronosporaceae. The transcript is spliced from 2 exons. The annotation marks the transcript as partial.